CGAGGGCAGUAACUGAGCAAGAAAGAAAAAAGUGGUCACCCAGAACGCUGAGAAAACGGCGUUUUUACGCGCCAAAGACUAUGGAAAACACGGAAGACAAAAGUCCUGUCGCUAAAGAAAAAGCCAGGAAUAUCAUAUGCUUUUUUGCGCUUGGAGUCUUGUCGCUGAUCUACGAUGAAAUAUCGCUAGCUGCCGCUGAGGAUGUCUUAUCGGGGAGCAAGAUAGCUACCACAAAUGUAAUAAUCGCUAUUGCGUUGCCCGUACUGGCUGUUAAAAUUUCCGCACCGUGGUUUAUUCAAAAAUGCUCAUAUUUGUACAAGUCAGGUAUAGUUGUGUUUCUACUGGUUGCUGGAUUGAUCGUGAUUGUGUCGGCUGAAAGUGUCCGCUUGCGAUUGUUCGGUAUCAGUAUAAUCGAAUCAGGGGUCAGUUUUAGCGAGAUAACAUUCCUGGCAUUGACUGCAGCUUAUGAGGAUGUCACAGUAAGCGCGUUUGUAGCCGGCAUUGGUGUUGCCUCGCUUCUUGGACCAUUGUACUAUACAGGUAAUUAUUAUGCCGUUAUUACCAUUCUAUCCCCCCUCCAUAUACACCUAAUACACCUUGUCACGGUUUUCGACGCCAUCUUGACGAGUUGGCAAACCCGUGAGAAAUUACAGUGUUUGUAUGAGAAUUUAAUGCCUAAUAAUUUCCGUAAAACGGCUGUUUUAAAAAAUAUAUGAACUGUAAACUAAAGCUUCACGCUUAAGGAUUCUAAUGACAAAAUUUGAGGGCGUUACAUGCGCUAGAAGACCUAGAACCUUUUUCUAAAAUUUUCUAUCCAUUUGUCUGUACAAAUUUCCAGGGAAAAAUUGCAGACAAAAAUAUAGAAAAUCUAAAGCAAGCUUCUGGAGAAAUUUAAGCACAGUAACGACCCUCAAGAUUUGUUGGUAAAAUCCUUUGCUGUGUAGCUUUCGUUUACAGUUCAAAUUUUUUCCAGAACAGCCGUUUUAAGGAAAUUAUUCGACAUUGGAUUCUCAUUCAAACACUGUAAUUUCUCACGCUGUAAUUUCUCACGCGUUUGCCUACUGGUCAAGAUGUCGAAAACCGUGACAAGGUCUAUUGCAAUAACGUUGUCAUAAAUAAAAUAAGAGAACUGAAAAAAGUUAGAAAUAUAAGAAAUAUCAAGUUAGGACACUCAUGAAAAAUGGGAACAAAACAGAAAAUUGGAAAUGACUGAAGUUACUGAUAGGGCUACGGUUUAGGUUAGGUUUAGUUCCCAUUUUUCAUUUUCCCUUUUCUCGUGCUCAUUCUCUAUAAUAAUAACAAUAAGCUCUAUUUAUUCAUCUUUUAAAAAUAUAUACUCUCUACUCCCAGUUCCGUGCAACUUGAAACGUGAACUUUACUCAGGGCCCGCAGAGCGGAUUUUCAAGGGGCGGGGGCGGGGGUCGGGGAGGGGGCUAAUGCGAACGCGUAAGCGUGAGCAAACUAGGAGAAUCCGAAAAAAUUUCAAAUUUAAGUCUUCUAAAAUGGCUAUAAAUGCAUCUAAAACUGCCAAUAGUAAUCAGUCUGAAUAGUAAUAUAAAUUUGUAAUUAUCACAUUCGUUACAACCUGGCCCCCACUUUAGACCAAAAUUCAAGUGAAUGGACUUUGAAGCUAAGCCCAACACGCAACGGUUGAGUGUCACCCGGACAUUUUUAAGUCCGCAGGAUUCUGUGAAGGUGCCAAAGUUGUCUUUCCAAUUGUCAUUAAGAGCUGCAAACUCAUUGGCAACAGCUACAAGACAAAGUUUGUCUGUUCUCUGUUUGUGGGUGUUAAGUAUUGUCAGAUUACUAAACCUUGUUUGUGUGGUAAGUGACAGAUAUGGGUAACCAGAGUGAAAAAAAAAAUUACCAUUCGAAUAAGUGGGAGUGCUAAAGCCCCCCAGCCCCACCCACUGCGCGGUCCCCGAAUAUUAUAUUCAGAAAUUAGAAUUGGAAUUUAUUAGGGAACCAAACCCUCUCGGCCAACCGUUCCGGGUACAAUGUUCGAUGUGUGUGACUGAGAGAGUUGUUCUAGUUCUGUGCCGUUGGGGUUCAUUUCCAGAAAACAGAGAGUGAAGUUCACGGGGAGUAGUUAUUCUACUUUUUGCAACAAAAUCUGUACAUGUCGCGUGUUUUACCGACACAAAGCAAACUUGGUUUGCAUCAAGUGACGAAACUCCCGUGCAUGCAAUGCUUCCUGCGAAAUUUUAUCCAAUUGGAAUUUAGUAUUUACGCAAAUUGCAACUACCUAAUUUGUUGCAAGACAAAUUUGAACGUGGGUGAUAUGAUGCGCAACAUCAAUUUUCAACUUGUUUCGCUGCAAUGUUGCUAUUAAAUCAAGUUGAGCGUUUCUGUUCCCCUUUUUACCGUACCUUAAUUAUCAUGAAAAAGCAAGCUAGGUGCUAAGUAACUGUGCUCUAAUUUUCUCCUAGGUCUUACAACUUGGGCAUGUCUUCCACCAAGAACAGCAAUCUUAACAACCUUCCCCUGGCCCUUCCUUGUGUUGUUCCUGUACGCUUUCCUGGAGAAAAAACAGCACAGUAUAAAUGUAAAGCACAAAGAAAGCGGAGGUGCUAAAUAUAACAAACUGCCGACUUCGUCUGACAAAGACGAUUCGGACUCCGCCCCUAGAAAUGAGUUAGCUUGGAAAGAAAAGUUGUUAGUUGCCAAGCGCAUUUUACCCUACAUAACUUUCUUGUUCCUCACCUACUUUGCUGAAUAUCUAUCAAAUCAGGGUGUCAUUACCACGCUUGCCUUUUCCGACUCGUCUUUCAGCCCGAGGGAUCAUUAUCAAUAUUACAUCGUGUGUUAUCACGUGGGCAAGUUCCUUGGCAGGUCCCAUAUUUUCCUCCUCUCCUGCACCUGUUCAAAAGUGAUCCCAUAUGUGCGCGUCAGGAAAACCUGGAUAUUAGCGCUGGUAGAAAUAGCUCAUCUUGUUUUCUUCCUUUUCGCAUCGUGGUUCCGCUUUGUACCGCACGUUUCUAUAAUUCUUAUUCUCUGCGUAACUGAGGGGUUUGUAGCAGGCUCCAUGUACGUAAACUCAGCUCACACCGUGUCUGACAUCAUUGAUGACCCAAAGGAGAGAGAAUUUGCUUUAGGAUUACUGACCAUCGGCAACGGACUGGGUAAACUAACUGCAGGCUUUUUGGGUCUUCACGUAGAACCACAACUGAAAAAGCACUGUGUUUACGAUCUCGAGUUAAGGGAUGAAUGUAUCACGAGAUUCCCGCAACCCUCAGGUUGGACAAAAAAUAUGCACUGUUAUAGCCGUGACUACAAUGUUAAGUCUAACUCCACAGGAUUGUAGCUAAGAUUUUCGUCAAGGUUUUUGUAAUGCAACAAACAAGUUAAAGAGUAUCCGAAGUUUCUCAAGUUAUUUAAGAAACUCAAAUCAGCCAAUCAGAAAUCAGGACUCUAGCCCCGUAGCUGCCGAAAAGGGCGAGAAAAACGCAUGACUUAAGUCGCUCAUUUACGCGCCGUGCAUUGGGCUCGAGAAUGCGAAUCAUUAUAUUCUGGUCGGAUGAAAAAUGGCGCGAAAAUUCCAUUCAAUCAUGCGAAAGAAAUCGUGGUGUUUAUACGUAGGUGUGGUAGUGAAAGAAAAAGUUUUGUUUUAUCGUAUGAGUGCCUUUACCACCGUAAAGGGAUUCAAACCGGAUGACCUUGAGUGAAGGGUUUCGUCGAAAAGAGGCCGCUGAAUUACGUGACCCACCCCCCUUCCCUACCUUAGUAUUUUAAGGUCCUUUUAGGAAAGUCUUAAAUGUAGCGCAGGUGAUAGAUAAAUAGAAAUUAAAUAGACUGCAAUGGACUACUUGGCAUUCUUCAAUUUUUAUUGUUAAAUAAAAAAGACAC
Molecule: messenger RNA, 3846 nt
Organism: Porites lobata
Lineage: Eukaryota; Metazoa; Cnidaria; Anthozoa; Scleractinia; Poritidae
Source: the annotation of a GenBank genome assembly